Molecule: messenger RNA, 753 nt
Organism: Plasmodium vinckei vinckei
Lineage: Eukaryota; Apicomplexa; Aconoidasida; Haemosporida; Plasmodiidae
Product: conserved Plasmodium protein, unknown function
Exons: 1
Coding region: 1-753 (250 amino acids)
Source: RefSeq, a predicted model, not a curated record
AUGGCAAAUAUAACCACCAAAAUAAACUUCUCAAUAAAAUUAAACAAUACUAACAUCCACACAUGCUUACAAAAAAAUAACCAAACAAAUAUAUGUCUUAUAUGCUAUUAUUAUAUACAAAAUAAUAUAAACAAUUUACAUUAUUAUAAUAAAAUUUUUUCAGAAUUUUACAACAAUACCAAUAUAUAUAAUUAUAAUUUUCAUAUACAUAAUGAGUGUUUAAAAAAUAUACUUCAUUUAUAUAUUUCACUUACAUAUUUAUAUAAUAUAAUGAAAAAUGGUGAUUUAUUAAAUGGGGUUAUAGCUAAUUCGUUAGAUCAUGUGAAAAUAAAAAAAGCCGAAAUAUUACCUGCACAAGCAAGGAAAAAAAAAGACAUUAUUGCCUUCGCUUUAAUCGGAUUUUUAAGUGGUAAUAAAAGUGUUCAUAAAAAUGAAGAAAAUAAGGAAAACAAUAAUGACAAAAAUAAAGAUAAAAAUGAAACUUUUUCUAACAAUGGUGGGGAAAGUAAGAGAUCCGGAACAGGGGAUGGAAAUGGGGACGAAGAAAAUGAGGAUGGAAGUGAAAACGAUGAAAACGCAAAUGAUGCUGACAAUUCGAGCGAUACAGAGGAAGAGGAAGAUGAAGAGAAGAAGCAAAAUAAGCAAAAGAAAAUGGAAAGCUCAAUUGGUGAUCAAAAUGUAAAGAAUGGAAUUUCUAAAAGCAAAACAAGAGGAGUACAAAAUAAAAAAAAAAAAAAAAAAAAAAAAAGAUGA